AUGAAACGAUCACAAAAAAACCGUAAUUCGUUUAUGGUACUUUUUUUUUAUUUUUUUAAUUUUUUAAAAAAUUGUCAUUUUGAUUUGAAAACAAAUUACCAAAAAGUUUUACUUAAAAAAAUGAUUGUCAAUGCCGAUAAUACUGCUUUAAAUUAUGGAUCCAGAACUCCAACUUUUGCUGAAGUACUCCAAAAUUGGGGUUUAGAUAUUAAAUGUAGCAACUGGCAAUUACACGAUACUAGAGGAAACUCUGUUAACGUUAACGCUCCAGUUGAAAAAAAGCAAUACAGAUUCGAUUCAUGUGGUCAAGUUUCUUAUUACUUUACAAUGAAUUAA
Molecule: messenger RNA, 336 nt
Organism: Dictyostelium discoideum AX4
Lineage: Eukaryota; Evosea; Eumycetozoa; Dictyosteliales; Dictyosteliaceae
Exons: 3
Coding region: 1-336 (111 amino acids)
Source: RefSeq, a predicted model, not a curated record